AUGAUCACAAUCACAGUAGUCGAGAGGCGCGAUCAGUAUUUUUACAACCUUGGCACGCUGCGCUCUAUGGUCAAACCGGAACUCAUCGACCUUGUGUGGCUGCCGUACGACAACAUCUUCCGCUACCCGCACAACCGCGUUAUCAAGGGCGAAGUUACAGCCGUAUACCCGAACUCUGUGAUCCUCAAAAGUGGGCGCAAGAUGGACUUUGAUGCGCUUCUAGUGUCAACCGGGUCGAACUACCCGCCGCCGUGCAAGUAUGAUACCACGACGUCGAGCAUACAGGGAAAGGCCGAAAUGCACGUAUACGCGGAAAUUGUGCGGGUUGCCGACUCGAUCCUCAUUAUCGGCGGCGGCCCCACAGGCGUUGGUCUGGCAGCCGAGAUUGCCACCGAGUUCCCGAACAAGACCGUUAUUGUUGUGCACGCAGGCGAGCGGCUUUUGCCUUCGGAGAGCAACAGUGAGUCUAUGUCGCGCAAGGCAUACAAGAAGCUGAAGGCGCUGGGGGUCAAGGUGUUCCUCAACGAACGCGUGGUUAUUCCUGAAGAUCAGCCUCUGAAGUACCGCCUCGAGAGCCGCUGGCUGAAGACAAACAAGGGCCGCAUGCUGUUUUCAAACUUUCAGUUCCUCUGCAACGGAAUCACGUUCAACACAUCGCUAAUGGACACUCUGGAUCCCGUCUUCAAGCACAACAUUAUCGACGCAAAGUCCGGCCAAAUCCAAGUACUGCCGACCAUGCAGAUUAACAACCCCGAGCUACCAUGGAUCUUCUCGGCUGGCGAUGUGUGCAACACUGCCGGGGAGAAGCAGGCGUACCGCGCCGACAGCCAGGGCAGCCAUGUGGCAAAAUGCAUGGCCAAGAUGGCGCAGGCCUGGGGGCACGGCGACCCUAGAUGGUACAACGUUCCGCUCAAGCAGUGGCAUGACCCGGCGCAGUUUAUGGCUGUGGCAAUGGGUCCCAACUCGGGCGUUACCGAAACACCGUGGAUUGUACUUGGCGACCUACCCACACGCAUUAUGAAGAGCAGAGAGCUCUUCCUGCAGCGCCGCUACCGCGAGUUUAACCUUGAUUUCCCGGGCAUCCCUAAACGCGCCAAGACCACCAGUCGCAACCGCGGCGACGAGCAGCGCAUUGCCAGCCAGACUGUGCUCACUCGCGAGCAAAUGUCGGCUCCCAUUGUUUCUCAGAUCAAGGGCCCUCGCGUAUCUCGCCAGAAUAUUGAGCAGCAGCGCAUCCGCGCGCGCGGCGCAGUCACCACUGAUAUGGGUGCGACGAGCUACGAUUUGUCCAAGGCAAUGGCGCGGGCAGCAAUCUCGGCUGCCGAGAGCCUCGACGAGCAGUUUGACAGCGACCGCGUCUCUCUCAGCCAACCUUCCAGCCGCAGAACGCCAACUAACAAAGAGUCAAUCCCUUACGCUAACUUUUACUCCAGACAUCAGCGCUCUACCUCCAGCUCUGAGAUCUCGGAGAGAUGCCCGUCUGAUGAGGAGGAUGUGAACAAUAUAAUUUCCAGUCAUUCGCGCAACGUCAGCCAGUCUACAGACUCAAAGCCUCAAAGCGCUCAGGGGAGCACCACGGCCAGUGAGGGCGGCGGCAGCGUUUGCCAGCAGAGUGAGAUUACGAGGAUUUUGCCGGGCUACCAGAAUGCUGAAUCUGUGUGCUCAUCCUCGAGCGCGUCGGUAAUCACCUCGGGCACGUCCGAGUCCUCGAACUCGUCCAAGGCGCCGAGCUACACCAUGUCGUUGAUGAAUGGCCCCAUUCUCCCAAGACAUCACACCAAAGAGCGCAGCAUCUUUGGCGGGCGCUCGUUCUUCAAGUCGCACAACACCAUUCACGAAGACAGCCAUAGCUCUGCCAACGAGAGCACCGACGAGCAUGCGGCGCAUCCGCUUCCACAUAUAAACUCUGUGUUUUCCUCGUCGAUUUCAAAGCGCUCAGCCUCAAAUCUGUCUAUCAACCUCGAGCAGCUUAAUUAA
Molecule: messenger RNA, 1977 nt
Organism: Kickxella alabastrina
Lineage: Eukaryota; Fungi; Kickxellomycota; Kickxellomycetes; Kickxellales; Kickxellaceae
Exons: 1
Coding region: 1-1977 (658 amino acids)
Cellular component (GO): cytoplasm
Molecular function (GO): electron-transferring-flavoprotein dehydrogenase activity; flavin adenine dinucleotide binding
Source: RefSeq, a predicted model, not a curated record